AAGCCAACUCUCCCUAAUUUCAUUUAUCUCGCAUUUCGAACCUCUGAAGCUUCUUCCCUGAUCAACCACCUACCUUCAUUACCAUGAACGAUGGCGACGCCGAUCCCGUCGACUGGUCGCAAUUCUAUCAAGACAUGGCUGCUUCUGGCCACCGCGACCGACCUCGCCAAUCCCACGCUACCGCGUCGGUGAUAGAAGACUCGACGACGGAGCUCACAAUGCCCAUCUCAGUCGACGUAGCAGCAGCAGCAGCCAGUGGCUCGCGGGGUAAGCCCGCCCGAAAGCGGUCUAGGACUUCGAGGAGAGCUCCGACAACCCUUCUCAACACCGACACCACGAACUUUCGGGCCAUGGUGCAACAGUUCACCGGCGUGCCAUCGGUGCCGUACACGACUUCCUAUAUGCCCGCUGGUGCCACAACGCUCAAUUUCGGGAUCGGUUUCAACAAUCCGGCGAGCCAGUCGCCGACAAUUCUACCGAGUUACGGUAUUCAACAAAACCAGUAUCAAUAUCCGUAUCAAUACCGACAGCCGCCGCAGCAGCAAGAGAUCAUCGGUUUCGGAAUCGGCGAAAACAUUGAGGAUGAUCGCCAUCAAGUGCUGGAAAGCUCGAGGGAAGUUGGAUUAGGGUUGCCGGAGGAGUUUUUUCUUGAUGGGAUAGGCGGGCAGGUGAACCACCCACGGCAGCCAUCAGAAAACAACAGGGGUGGCGGCUACUUCUUAUGAGGAGGACAACUGAGAGCGCGCACACGUAAUAUUUAGCUAUAUUUAUAACUUCAGAUCGAUGUUAUAUACUAUGAUAUAUUUCUACUUUUAUAUUUUUGGAUAUCUUUUUUGUGGAUUUUACAUCAUGGUGUGCUAUAAAUGCAUGAAUUUGGGUUCAGA
Messenger RNA from Dendrobium catenatum, 884 nucleotides. Its product is annotated as VQ motif-containing protein 22. Lineage: Eukaryota; Viridiplantae; Streptophyta; Magnoliopsida; Asparagales; Orchidaceae. The record is from RefSeq and is a predicted model, not a curated record. Bases 84 to 725 code for a protein of 213 amino acids. The transcript has a single exon.